UCCUUUUCGAGAAGAAAAGGGUCCUUCCUUCUAUUUUCUUGUGCUCCUCAAGAAUACCGGUGUCAUUAUAAACGCCGAAGUCGCGCUCGCUGUACUCUUUAUUCGCCGCGUGCGUUUAAUGGGCUUGAGUUCGGGCGAACGCGCACCGUUGCCGGCUCGUCCCUUUUAAACCUCCUUUUAUAGGUUCCUGUUCCUUUCACGAUGUCUUUCCCUCCUCCGCUCAACCGCCAGCCGCUGAGCAUCCCCCAGCUGCCCCCCGGUAUCCCACCGCCACAGUUCGGCACCUUCGGCCCGCCCGUCCCACCAGGUACUCCCAUGAUACCAGUUCACAUGGGUGUCAUGACCCCCUCUCCCUCAGUUCUUGUCCCAACCACAGUCUCUGUUGCACAGAAGCCGAUGCUCCCAAACAAGAUCUCCUUCCGACCCAAGGAGCCAGAGGAUGGCCCCACCACCACCGUCUUUGUGGGCAACAUCUCUGAAAAGGCGUCCGACAUGCUGGUCAGACAGCUGCUGGCGAAAUGUGGAAUUGUUCUUAGUUGGAAACGAGUCCAAGGUGCCUCUGGAAAACUUCAAGCAUUUGGGUUCUGCGAGUAUAAGGAGCCCGAAUCGACGCUGCGCGCCUUACGACUGCUGCACGAGCUGAUGCUGGGUGACAAGAAGCUACUGGUCAAAGUGGAUGCCAAGACCAAGGCGCAGCUGGACGAGUGGAAGGCCAAGAAGAAGAGCGCCAAUGGCGGUGCGAGCGGUGAGGGUAAGAACGACGAGGACGAGGUACUGGACGAAGAAACGCUGCGUCGCGACCAGGCUGCGAAGGGUGCCAUCGAAGUGCUAAUCCGGGAGUAUUCCAGUGAACUUAGUGCAACCUCGGCAGAUGGCAAUGGGCAACUUCGUAAGAAGAGGAAAGACAAGAAAGACGAGGAGGACAUCAACGCCAUGGAGCUGGAGGACGACAAGAGGGACUUGAUUUCCAGAGAGAUCAGCAAAUUCCGCGACACACACAAGAAAUUGGAGGAGGAGAAAGGCAAGAAGGAGAAGGAGCGACAGGAGCUGGAGAAGGAGCGGCGGGAGAAGGAUAAGGAGCGGGAACGCGAGAGGGAGCGCCGCGACAGGGAGAAAGAGAAGGAACGGGAGCGCGAGCGUGACAAGGAGCGCGAGCGUGACCGGGAACGGGACCGGGACAGAGAGCGGGAACGUGAACGGGACCGUGAACGGGAGAGGACGAGGGAGCGCGAAAGGGAGAAGAGUCGAGACAUCAGCGAAGCCCGCAGCCGCUCCAGAGAGAGGACCAGAGAUGACAAAAAAAGAGACCGUGACGAAGAUGAGGAUGAUGUGUACGAGCGCAGGAGACUGGAGAGGAGACUCCGAGAUAAGGAAGCAGCCUAUCAGGAGAGGCUGAAAAACUGGGAACUGCGGGAGAGGAAGAAGUCCCGUGACUACAGCAAGGAAAUGGAGCGGGAGGACGAGCGGAGCCGUGAGACAAUGAAAGAAGCCAAAAGAUUAAAAGAAUUCCUCGAGGACUAUGACGACGACCGGGAUGAUCCCAAAUACUACAGGGGCAGUGCUCUGCAGAAGCGACUCCGCGACCGUGAAAAGGAGACAGAAAUGGACGAGCGGGACCGCAAGCGGGAGAAGGAGGAGCUGGAGGAGAUCCGACAGAGGCUCCUGGCCGAGGGUCACCCCGACCCGGAUGCCGAGAUGCAAAGGAUGGAGGAGGAGGCAGAGCGCAGACGGAAGCCUCCUCUGAAGCUUGAAUCUGAGGAGAAAGUGAAACAGGAGAAAAAAGAGCGAGAGUCCCACCGGGAAUCCCACCGGGAAUCCCACCGGGAAUCCCACCGGGAGUCCCACCGGGAGUCCCACCGGGAGUCCCACAGAGAAUCACACCGGGAAUCACACAGAGAGUCCCACAGAGAACCUCACCGGGAUCGGGAGAAGAGAACGUUGGCAAAGCCCGCCGAGCCGACGCCUCGAGACCCUCCGCCACAUUCGGAAGAGGACGAGGAGAAUGAGGUGGAGGAGCGGCAGCGACGGUGUCGGCGUGAGGAGGAAGAAGAGGAGCGGGAGGAGGAGGAGGAGCAGCAGCAGCAUCAGCAGGAACAGCAACUGCAACAGCAGCAACAGCAACAGCAGCAACAACAGCAGCAACAGCAGCAACAGCAGCAGCAACAGCAGCAACAGCAGCAACAGCAGCAACAGCAGCAGCAGCAGCACGUGGCCCACAAUGGUGGGGAUUCACCGGAGGCUAGGCUGCACCUGAAAGCCCUCAUGCGACCAAUCAACACCGCUCCCUCUGUGUCCUCUGCCAGCGGGAAUGCCACGCCCAACACGCCUGGCAAUGACUCCCCGCGCGGCAUCAUCAUUCCAGGCGAGGGAACGCCUGAGGUGCAGCCUCUCGAGGAGCACCGACCCAAGAUCGGCCUCAGUCUCAAGCUGGGUUCCACUAACAGCCCCAGCCAGCUCCACGCCACUAAGCGCAAGAAGCUGGCGGUCGCCGACAGCGUCUUCAACAAGUUCAACGAUGAGGAGGAGGCCGACGAGCAGCCGCGCAAGAGGAAGCUAGUGCCGCUGGACUAUGGCGACGACGACAAGAGCUUGGGCCUGGAUGGUGCCGACAUGUCAGGUGCCAAAGGCGGCGUCAACACUGAGGAGAAGCGCAAGAACAUCCGAAGCCUCAUUGAGAAAAUCCCCACAGCACGGCCCGAGCUCUUCACCUACCCGCUGGACUGGUCCAUGGUGGACUCGACGCUGAUGGAUCGCCGCAUUAAACCGUGGAUCAACAAGAAAAUCAUUGAAUACAUUGGCGAGGAGGAGGCAACGCUGGUCGACUUCGUCUGUUCAAAGGUGAUGGCGCACAGCACUCCUCAAGGUAUUCUCGAUGACGUCGCCAUGGUUCUCGACGAGGAAGCGGAAGUGUUCAUAGUAAAAAUGUGGCGGUUGUUAAUAUAUGAAACAGAAGCAAAGAAGAUCGGACUGGCAAAAUAAAAAUUCUCUUGGACCGCUAAGCUCACAGUUCCAGCUCACCAGCCUCGGACGACGGGAGCUGCGAACACGGGAAGAAAUGUCACCAUCGCGAUAUUGCAUGAAGAAACCUUAAGUUGUAUUUUUGUUGAGGUUUAAAAAAGAAAAAGGAAAAAAAAAGACAAUUGUAUUUUAAUCAUCUGUUCUCCGGUAAAUCAGUCAUGGUGAAGCACUGCUCAACUGUGUGACCUAAUAAAUACUGUAAGCUUUUUUUAAUGCCA
This is a messenger RNA of Phycodurus eques (leafy seadragon), 3236 nucleotides long. RefSeq names its product RNA binding motif protein 25a (gene rbm25a). The coding region runs from base 202 to 2979 and encodes 925 amino acids. The transcript is spliced from 18 exons. Gene Ontology annotation, biological process: regulation of alternative mRNA splicing, via spliceosome; mRNA processing. NCBI's taxonomy places the organism in Eukaryota, Metazoa, Chordata, Actinopteri, Syngnathiformes, Syngnathidae. The record is from RefSeq and is a predicted model, not a curated record. Gene Ontology annotation, molecular function: mRNA binding. Gene Ontology annotation, cellular component: spliceosomal complex.